AUGCGUCUCGCCUACAUUUUCGCCGUGAUGAUGGCGGGUGCUCUACCUUAUUGCAAUGCGCUGCAUGCAGCUCCAGGUGCCAAGGCACUGAAUAAAAUCAAAACUUUCCCCGAUUUUGCCGCCCCAAGCCCUAAAGACGGCAACCGUCUGCUGCGCCGUGUCGAUAAUGGGGAAUUUGAGAUCGAGGAAGAGAGAGGAUUCAGUCUGAAGGAUACCCUGAAGAAGCUCAAUCCCAUUAAAGCUGCGGUAAAGGCGAAGGACAAGGCUAAAGAGGUCACGGAAAAGAUCACGGAUGCCGACUGGAAGAAGCUAGUUGAGCAUUUGAAAAUUAAGGGUGACAAGAGGAGUUAA
Messenger RNA from Phytophthora infestans T30-4, 351 nucleotides. RefSeq names its product avr2 family secreted RxLR effector peptide protein, putative. The transcript has a single exon. The coding region runs from base 1 to 351 and encodes 116 amino acids. Lineage: Eukaryota; Oomycota; Peronosporomycetes; Peronosporales; Peronosporaceae. The record is from RefSeq and is a predicted model, not a curated record.